Hypoxylon trugodes is the source of this 4482-nucleotide messenger RNA. RefSeq names its product tricalbin. The record is from RefSeq and is a predicted model, not a curated record. Bases 1 to 4482 code for a protein of 1493 amino acids. The transcript has 4 exons. Gene Ontology annotation, molecular function: lipid binding. NCBI's taxonomy places the organism in Eukaryota, Fungi, Ascomycota, Sordariomycetes, Xylariales, Hypoxylaceae.
AUGGCGACAGAAAAGGAGGCCAACGAGCUUAAGCAACAGGGGGCUCUCGAAGCUUCUCGCGACCCCGAAUCUUCUGUUACAUCCGACGACGCCCAAAAGAAGUUAGUUGAGGAGAGCAAAAAUGCUGGCGUAGCUGCUUUCACAUUCGACCCUGAUGCAAGUCCGGAAGAGAAGAGGGCUCAAGCUAGAGCUGCUGUACCCGAUCAUCUGCGUCGCUCACACAAACCAAGAGGAAUAGCAAUUGCUACUGAUGUUGACGAUGGCAACAAAGCCAGUUACGAUCUUCCGACACCCUCGAAGGCCGGUGCCAUUGAAACUCCGAAGGACAAGGAUGGUAACCUAAUUACAGACGGGAAUACCGCAGAAGAGGAGGAAGAUAUAGCUGCCAAGGUUGGAUGGACGCAACAAUUUGGCUGGCCCGUCGAGAGUGUCAUGGAGGGCGAAAGUCUCUUAGACCAUUCGACCUGGUUGGAAAGCAAGGUUCCCGACCAGUACUUCGGAGAAUGGUAUCAUAACGCUGGAGUCAUCGUCUUCGCAUGUCUCUCGUCGUGGUUGAUUGCGGUGCUAGGGGGUGGUCUAGGUUGGGUCAUCAUUAUCAUGACCGCUUGCUCCACCUACUACCGAACGUCCAUUAGACGAGUCCGCAGAAAUUUCCGCGACGACAUCACCCGAGAGAUGGCCUUAAAGAAGCUCGACACUGACCAUGAAUCGCUCGAGUGGAUCAAUUCGUUCCUAGUCAAAUUCUGGCCUAUCUACCAGCCGGUCCUCGCUCAAACUGUUAUCAACUCUGUUGACCAAGUACUGAGCUCUGCAACUCCAUCAUUUCUUGAUAGUCUACGAUUGAAAACUUUCACGCUAGGAUCGAAACCUCCGAGAAUGGAUCAUGUCAAGACUUAUCCUAAGGCGGAAGACGAUACUAUUAUCAUGGAUUGGAAAUUCAGUUUCACUCCAAACGACACUGAGGACAUGACGGCUCGCCAACUGCAAAAUAAGAUCAACCCCAAGGUUGUUCUUGAAAUCCGUAUCGGAAAAGCCAUGAUCAGCAAAGGUCUCGACGUCAUUGUGGAAAACAUGGCUUUCUCUGGUAUCAUGCGUCUUAAGAUCAAGCUCCAAUUUCCAUUCCCGCAUAUCGAGAAAAUUGAGAUGUGCUUCUUAGAGCGUCCGAAGAUCGACUAUGCCUGCAAACCUCUUGGUGGUGAAACUUUUGGUUUUGACAUUAACUUCAUCCCAGGUUUGGAAAGUUUCAUUCAAGAGCAAAUCCAUGGGAACCUGGCUCCGAUGAUGUAUGCGCCGAAUGUUUUCCCUAUUGAAGUCGCGAAGAUGCUUGCUGGUUCCCCUGUUGACCAAGCUAUUGGUGUGGUCGCAGUUACGAUCCAUAGCGCCCAAGGUCUCAAGAACCCUGACAACUUCGCUGGCAAUCCAGAUCCUUAUACCGUGGUUACAUUGAACAAGCGAGCACCACUUGCCCAGACUAAGGUAAUCAAGGACACUCCAAACCCCAGAUGGAGCGAAACGCAUUAUGUUAUCGUUACGUCUUUUAACGAUUCACUCGAUCUCAUUAUAUAUGACUAUAACGAGUUCCGCAAGGACAAGGAGCUUGGUGUAGCGUCUUUCCCCCUUGAACGAGUAGAGGAGCUGGGCGUGUACGAAAACGAGCGUUUGGAGGUCAUUGCGCAUGGAAAAGCUCGUGGUGUGCUCAGCGCUGAUAUCCGCUUUUUCCCGGUUCUCGAAGCUACAGAACAUGAUGGCAAAGAAGAGCCACCCCCGGAAUCUAACACUGGUAUUCUGCGAUACACAGUCGAGCAAGCCAAGGAUCUCGACGGCACCAAGAGCUUGGUCGGCCAACUUAACCCAUACGCUUGCUUGCUACUUAAUGGUAAAGAAGUUCACCACACCAAGGUACUCAAGCGCACCAACAACCCAAUUUGGGACAAUGGGUCUAAGGAAAUUCUUAUCACUGACCGGAAGAAUGCUAAACUGGGUCUUGCCAUCAAAGAUGAUCGUGAAAUUGCCGGCGAUCAGCUCAUCGGCACGUACCAGAUCAGGCUCGAUGAUAUGCUCGAGAUGAUGGAGAAGGGCCACGACUGGUACAAUUUGUCAGGCGCAAAAACCGGUCGCGCAAAGUUAACAGCGCAAUGGAAGCCCGUCGCCCUAUCCGGUGUGUUAGCGGGUACCGGAGGUUACCAAACUCCUAUUGGUGUUAUGCGUCUCCACUUCAAGAGCGCCCGCCAGCUGCGGAACUUCGAAACUAUGGGUAAAUCAGACCCCUAUGUCCGAGUGCUCCUGUCCGGAAUUGAGAAAGGCCGAACGGUAACACAUCGCAACACGCUAAGUCCCGAGUGGGAUGAGGUAAUAUAUGUUCCGAUGCACUCGUCCAGGGAUCGUCUGACACUCGAAGUUAUGGAUGCUGAAAAAAUGGGUAAAGAUCGCAGCUUAGGCUUAGUCGAAGUUUUUGCCGGUGAUUACAUGACGCAAGACGAAACUGGAGAAUACCUCGUUCAUGAUACUAAAACGGUGCAAGAAUGCGGCCUUCGAUUACACGGAAAGGGUAUUGAGAAGGGAACACUCACUUUCACCGUUUCUUUCUAUCCAUGCAUAAACGUAGCAGACCCUGAAGAAGAGGAAGCUGAGGCCAAAGACAAGGAGGCAGGCUCAGAACUACCAAAGCAAUCACUUGAUGUUCCUCGAUCGUCAGAAGCCGGGAAAAUAUCUACACUGGAAAGAAAGGAAAGCACUAGGGAACCGACUACACCGACUUCGCCAAGUAUUCCUCUAUCGCCAGUGUCUCCGAGGUCGACUACGUCGGAACGAAAGUCUCGCGAAGCACCAAGGGAACGUCCCAAGGUUCACCUUACUCCGCAGGAGCUACUCAAAUAUGAAUCUGGUUUCUUAAUCUUCAAGCUACUGGAGGCUGAGAUGCCAAAGAGUGGAACGCACCUUGAGAUAUAUGUUGAUGACAUGUUAUAUCCAUCCUACAUCUCGGGAACAGCCAAAGGCAGAACUUUCAAAUUCGAUGAGAUUGGUGAUUGCUUCAUUCGCGAGCUAGAUUUCUCAAGGUUAACUCUCAAGGUGAGAGAGAAGCGCGAGAAGCCGGGUGAGGAGCGUGAUGAAGAUCACACCGUUGCUCGUUUAACAGGGAACACGUUGGAUACCCUGAAACAAUGCCUGAAUAACCCUACCGUAUUACGACUCAAGGACGAGGAAAACAGAGCUGCCACCAUCAAAGUUAGUUUGAAGUAUAUUCCCGUCAAGAUGCACUUGGACCCCAGCGAGAGCAUCAACAAUAUGGGUAACCUUCGCGUCGAUGUGCUGGAUGCGGCAGAUUUACCUCCAGCAGACUCGAAUGGCAAAAGCGAUCCUUACUGCAAGUUCGAGCUUAACGGACAGGACGUAUUCAAAACCAAAACGCAGAAAAAGACACUCAAUCCUGUCUGGAAUGAGUUCUUUGAGGUUGCUGUACCAUCCCGGACGGCCGCUAAAUUUAAUUGCAAAGUCUACGACUACGACUUUGCCGACAAGCCUGAUUUCUUAGGUGGGGCUGAUAUCAACCUCGAGCAGCUUGACCCAUUCAGGGCUAAGGAACUCAACCUGCUCUUGGAUGGUAAGUCCGGUUCCAUCAGACUACGGUUACUCUUCAGACCCGAUUAUGUUACUCGUUCGCGGUUGGGCACUGGCACUUUCUCAGGCACGUUCGGUGGCCCUGGCAGAAUUGUGACCGGCGUCGUCGGCGCUCCGGUCAAAGGCGGUGUCGCAGUAGCCGGCGUCGUCGGCCACGGGGUUGGUAAAGGCGCCAGUUUUAUCAAACGUGGAUUCAGAGGCAAGAAGGACGAGGAAGGCAAUGGCUUAGUCAUAACGCCGAGUAGUUCCGAUGUGCCCACGAUCAUAACAAACAGCCCAGAUGCUCCCGCACCCUCCGGCCUCAGAAGGGCUACGGGCUUGAGCGUUGAUGGUGAAGCUCCUCGCCCUGUGACUCCUAAUAACAAGAGCCAUGGACGUAAUCCUAGUAUGGGUGGAGUAUCCAUCCACAGUUUGGCCCCGGGUAGUGCUGGCGCCGGAACAGCCACCUUCACGGUGGUUUCUGCGUCGGGAUACCCCGCAUCGUCGGAUAUUUAUGUCCUGAUCAAACAGCUAACACCCAAGGAGAGAACUAUUGGCAAGACGAAACACCAUGAGUCCCCUGGGACCGUACGGUUUGACGAAACAUUUAAGCACACCUGCACCGCGGAAACGCAGUUCCGUGUUGAGGUCAAGAAUCACCAUACUUUUGGCAGUGAUGAUGAUUUAGGCGAGGCGCUAUACUUUGUUGAUGAAAGUGGAGGCGGCGAAAAAGAGAUUAAAGUCGGCAGUGGAACAGUGGUCCUAAAAAGUUCAUUUGUGGAAACGAACACAGAAAGCCCCAGGAGUGUAACUUCGAGUGGCCUGCGGAGGAGUUUCUUAAGCAAAAAGGAGACAAGAACCAGCCGAGAGGGAACACCUACAUAA